AUGGAGCAGCACGAUGUGGGUUCUCCCGCACUCUCGGGAGGCGUCGUCUCGUCGCCGUCGCCGGAACCGUACCACUCCUGCUCGCUGCUCCCGCUGCAGCAGCAGCACCAGCAACUGCAGGACGUCUUGGACUGGCCCGCCUCGCCGCGCUUGGGAGCCUUGCAGGCGCCGCCCAGCAGGGCUCUUUCACCGAUGGCCGCCAGCCCGGUCGUGUUUAGCACCGAGGGUGACUUCCUGCAGACCCUGCAGAGCACCGGCUGCGGCGGCAGCACCGCCUGGGAGCACGAGGGCAGCACCACCACCGACAACGGCUCGUCCGACUGCUCCGAAGACUUGGACCCCGUCCCCCUCUUCCCUUUCCACCCUAACCACCACCAAAACAACAACAACGGCUGCACCUUCGAGGACAGCUUGCAGAGCCUAGUGGAGGAGGUCACCGGCGGCGGGGGGGUGUCGAAUUGCUUCGACCUGGCGGAUGCAGCCGCGGAGGCGGCGACCGCAGCUUCUGCGCCUACGGCCGUCGUUCCCCGCGCGAGCGGACCGAAGAAUCUCGUCUUUCCCGCGGCGGCGGCGGCAGCGGCAGCGGCAGCGGCGGCGGCGACGGUGGGCACGGCUGCUGCGGGCAUCGUCCCUCGGGGCGUUCUCGAUAAGGUUUCGCUCGGGAAGCAGCUCCUGGUUUCGCCAGGAUCUUCCUCACCGGUAGCGCCGGCGACGGCGGCAGCGCCGGUAUCUCCUCCAACUAGUCCUCCGCACACGCAGCAGCAGCAAGCGCCGAAGCGGAAGCAGAGACCAGCGGUCGGCAGCGGCAAGUCCAUCAAGAGGGUCGCCGGGAACGUGCCGAAGAAGCAUAAGAAGCAGCCCUUGCAGGAGCAGAAUAAUUCCAGCCCCGUGCAGCUCAAGAUCAAGACCGCGAAGAAGGCGAAGGCGCUCGGAACUGGUACCCCCGAGGCCCCCGCUGCGGAGGCGGCUGAGGGGAGGCCGAGGAAGGCCGCUCGCACGCCGGCGACCUCCGUGGCUAAGAUCCCGCCGAAGAGCGGCGACGUUAGGAAGGCGGCCGGUCGCGGUGAGGGAUCAAGCACAAAGAGGGUCAAGGUGUCCCUGAGCAAGGGUAGCCCAGCACCGGCCUCCCCCGCCGUUGCCGCCGGCAAGGACGGCAAGGACGGCGACCGUUUUCUGGACGACAAGGCCAGGCGCAACCGGGAGAAGAACCGCGACCACAGCCGCAGGUCUCGGGAGCGGAAGAAGGCUCAGCUGGAGGGUCUCAAGCAGGCGUCUAUCGACCUGGGCCCGUACCGCAUGCUCGUGGAGCAAGCGCACGACAUGAUCUCGGUGCACUCCGCCGACGCCGAUGCCUUCUUCGCGCUGGCCUCCGGAGCCUUCUACCGGCAGCUCGGAUUCGAACCCACGAAGAUGCUGGGCACGUCGCUGCUUGACCUGGUGGAACCCAAGGACGUGCAGGCCGUGGUCCAAGCCAUCAUGGACACACUCAGCCGUGGAGGAAUCAAGCAGGCAAGCUUCAUGCACAGUGUUCCCAAACUGGUGCAGUACCGUAUGCGCCCCCCGAGCGACGGCGACGCCGUCGAAGUGGAAACCUCCUUCCGCAUGGCGUCCAGGCGCCUCCUGGCCAUCACGAGGAUCGUGGGCGCCGGCGUCUCUCGCCCCGUGUCUCCGGCCCAGGUACCGGUUCUUGCACCUGCUGCGCCCGGCGGAGGCGGAGGCUCAGGAGCUGGGGUUGGGCUCGAGUAGGCCUCGCGGGAUUUGCUAGAUAUUCCUCGGAGGAGUGUCAGGUUGAAGCACGUCAAUUUUGCCGUGGCUCUUUGGUGUUUUUAAUUUUUUGGCGGUCUUUUUACGAAAUGCGCGUUUGGGUCGGGCCAUAGAAUGAUGGGUUCGUAAAUUGGUCACGAUCAUCCGGCCUCGCUUAGCUUAUUUUAUUUUUACUACGUUGGCCGGAGUGUUCGGUCGCCGCAAACGGAACGUUUCGGUUCGCUUUUCGGCCACAGUGUUGUGUUUUUUGUUUUUUUCGUCUUGUAUAGUACCUGGGUUUGUUGUUCGUGAUGCGGCCGGUUGCCCAAUAGUCACUGCAAUAGCCAAGCAAUGAUUUGUUUGUCAUAGAUGCCCGUGGUCUGUUCGGAUGAUUUGAACUCUGUACACGACCGACCCGGGUUACCCCUCUCCCUCUUGCCAAGAAAUGCGAUGUGAAUUGUACGGGGCCGAAAAGCUCUCCCUCAAGACAGCUCUUGCUGGACGGCCUUGGGAAGAGAGAUGCCCAAGCUGUUCAUUUUUUUUUCGGGCGUUUUUUUCUUGUUUUAUAUCGGCUGCUGUUUUGAUGGAUUUUUCUUCUUUCUUUCUUAUCGCAAUUUUUACUGAGAAGGUAGCACCAUGGAUAUUGCUAGCCGCUAGGUACAUGGGCUGGGUGACUCUCUCUACGCAGGUUUUCCGAGAGAAAGUCGUGUAUGUGUGUGGUGCGAUUCGAUGUGUGGUACGAUUUAUUUGGACUUAGUUGUUGCACAGAUGUAGUGAUGACGAUGUUUUGUGGUGACGGGGUUUCUCCUCCCCGUGGAGGCAUGUUUUUCGAUAUUGCGGUGCUCCGUCACCUCUCUUCUGGGAAGACGAGUACGGCGAAAACCAAGCACCUUGUUUUUUCUUUUCCCCCUUCAUUUCUUUUCCCGCGUGGAAAAUCGUUUAUUUUUGAGGAAGUUUUAUUUUGCUGGCUGCGGUUUUAUGGAGAAGUCGCGGCGAAACCAAAACGCCAACGACUAAAAUACUGUGCAUCUGCACGUUGUUUUUUGUUUCUCUGUUUGAGACAGCGCUUUACCGAGUCGCUGUGUUUGAAAAACUGCUAGAUAGUUAUUCUGGGGUUGGAAGACAGGGCUUUGGGGCAGCAGCAGCAGCAGUAGCAGCAGAGGCCUGACGUAGUUGUUGGUGCGUUUUGAACCUGUAUCAUAUUUUUGCAGCAGGUGCUGAGCAUGGAUUGGCGUUGUGCUCAGGCGUCGUUCGGACGUACGUGUGCGCGCUCGUUCGGUGCUUGUUCGAAGCCAUGCGUACCAUGCGCGGUUGUUUCUGUUAGUUGGACUGUUUGUUACGCCAGUGCAUUGAUUGGACAGAAGCACCAACCGGCGUUAGACGUCUGGGGAGGGGGGGGAGGUCCGUGACGUGUUCGUGGUGCACAGCCAGGCGAGUUUGGUUUCACGUGCAUGGGGAAUUUCUCUUUCUACUUAUGAACAGCUGAAGAACGGAGAACGAGUUUUACCAGGCCACUGCCGAUGAAUUGUGCACCAUCAUCACGGUACGUGUAUAAUACAAAGAGAUCAGGGGGGGAUUGAUUGGUGGAGGUACUUCGUAUAUCAUAUGCCGGCCAUGUACCGGCGGGUUAGUAGCAUAGCAUCGACCAAUUGGGCCGACGUCAUUCGGUGCUGAUUUGUUGCAUGCCUUCUGGGGAUGAUGCGGGCGGCGCACUUCUAGACACCCGGAUGGCAUACAGUAUGGUUUGCGUCUUCCGCUCGGUGUGUGGUAGAGUAGUAGGUGUUGUCCCGAGCCAGCGCCUUCGCCGAGCUCUCCUUUUGGGACCGACGGGUAGAGGAAGGUCAGUCGCGGCGGUGGGACGACUGUUGUUGCCGUGUUGUGUUACGUGAGAUAGGUGUUUUUGUUCGCUACCAUCAGCAGCAUGUCGUGUUUCUUGGACAGCUGGCGGUGUUUUGGUUGUUGUGGUUGUUGUUUGUGACUUUGCCGCGCUCGGGUGUUGCGAGGAUCGAUUUGAGGACGGCGAGUUGAAGCCAAGCCUUAUGUUGCUUGUUCUCGCUCUUGCGUGGGUUUUGUUCUUGACCCCGUUUUUUGUAGUCUAUCGUUGUUGCUUGUUGACAAUUACUGACGAUGAUGACGCAAUCUUGUUGUCUAUUGAGAGAGAAAGAUUGAGAGCUUUCAUGUUAUAUUCGUAACUGUUCGGUUCACUUGAGGUAAGCGGGGAUAGUCUACACACACACACCCGUUGGCGCAUAUGCGCGACGAUUCUUUCAGAAGGUGUCUGUUCGUUGUUUGUGCCUCGCUCUUUCCCCGAAGACUGAAGUGAGUUUCUUGUUCAUCCAACAAUGCACGUGCGUUUGCACCUACAUGUCUUGCGGUGUUGUUUGAUUUCUCAUGGUCGAGCAUCUUGAUUGGGAUGGAUGGUGGCAUUUGUGGCCCUACAUAUACCGCCUUCUUGAUGAUUUUCCUAACUAUAUCGUUCGGGUUGUAUAUUACUAUAUAUUGCUAUUGAUGAAGUUCAGGAAAUAUUCCCCGACUUAUUUAGGUAUCUGCCGGUGGUGGUGUUUUCUCGUGCUACAUAGUAGUAAUAAUGGGUAUGCAACUUCCUUUUUUGAUUACCGUGCGCCCCCUGGUGUGAUUUUUCUAUCGUCCGUAGGUGUGAUGCAUAAUUUGUUUGUAUGGAACCCACGCCUGCACCUUCACAGGGCCGGUGGAGGAAGAGGUUGGCGGCGGAAAGACCUGCCAGGAGAGGAUGAAUGGAUGAAUUUGACAUGCUACGGUAGAUAGUUGUCUUGUAUUGCAGUAAUAUAGUGUAGUAUGCUACGCGCAUCGCAGAAAAGAAGCAUGCCUUUGGUGUUUUGUGGUACUCCCUAGUGUGACACGGCCGCGCCAAGAGGCAACACACGUACCUGGGGGGGGGGGGUAUACUCAUACUCAUAGUCGUGCAUGCCGUAGUCGGUAGACCAUUGCCUCGCACGAUGUAUGUAUGAUGCCUUGAGAAGGGGGGGCGGGGGUGGCGAUCCGUGUAUCUUGCGCACUCGCGUGGAAGUAGAGGAGAAAAGCGCGAGCGUGCAGAAGUAUCGUCGAUGCCGGGGGAUGGCUGGUUGGUAGUUUUUUGUGUAGCCUAGCUCGCUCUAGUCGUUCAUUCACCCUGACGGGUCAUCUCGGUGACUGAUCGGGAGUGAAAUGCGUGUUGAGCGGUGCUUGACAUGAUAUGUCAUGUGUUCUGUGUAUUAUGGCCUCUGUCAAUUUUGUCUGGUUCGGCAAGUAUACACAGGGGACGGAGGGUUGCUGGCGCCUCGCUUUUUGCUUCAGGGUCAGGUACACGUGGUACAAGAGAAUGAUGGGGUGAGGGAGAGGAUGGGUGUUUUUCGUUUGCUUGGGUACGCUUGCCAACGUUCGAGACGUAUGUGCAGUGAGCACUGCCGGGAGAAGGAAUGAAGAUGACUAGUCUACCCACAGAACUCUGAUGCACCCCUGCGGGAUGUGUCCGCUCACGUGGUGGGUAGAUGGAAUGUGCAUGAUGAUGAAUGAAAUUCCGUGCGACAUUCAGUAUUCGUAGACAACAUUGUUUGCCGUCUGGACAGCUUUUUCUACUACAGUAGUACUUCCAUAUCGAACCCGUUGGUUUGUCUUCGGCUGGCUGGAAUGGGAUGUAUGUGUGUCCUAAUAGCUGACUGAACAGUAGGAGGACGACAUUGAUAUGAUCGUACUACAGGACAUGAGAUAUGGCGUGUAGCAAACGUACAAGCAGGUGUAGCUAGGAAAGACACGCGCUUCCUGGCCGCACAACAGGUAGCUGACGGCACGGGAAGCGAAGUGCUGGUUGUUGGCGGUAUUUGCGGGCUUUGAUAUCUUGUGCGUAUUAGAUUGGUCCGC
Molecule: messenger RNA, 5619 nt
Organism: Ectocarpus sp. CCAP 1310/34
Lineage: Eukaryota; Phaeophyceae; Ectocarpales; Ectocarpaceae
Source: the annotation of a GenBank genome assembly